UAUCUAAGUAUAAACUUCAGCGUACAAUUUCAGCCAUGGUUUAAAUUCAUGAAAUUGAUCGAGGAUACACACGAGAGCGGUCUGGUAGAUUGUGACUUCACACCAUGCCGAGAUUUCCAGGACAUGGAGUUUUUGAUUGGUUCCAAGAGAAUAAGAUAUGUGCCCAAUGCUGGUGGCAAUUCGGUCAAUUCCGAAGUGCUGUCUUUCGAAUUGUUGGGUCGAUGUUUCGGAGCUAGAUUGGUCAAGACUGAAAUGGAGGUUUCUUAUUUCCCCCAGGGUGGCUCCAUAACAGAUUACGUAACAGAGAUUGGUGGCACAGUUCUUGGAGUGUCUGUGACCAGAGCUAUGAAAUAUUUCGGAGACUAUACAGAAGAGGAUGCUCAUCACUUAUUGAUGAAAAAAUUGAGAGGGGUGAACCAAUCUUCACGUAAUACCUGCGAAUCGUGGACCAAACAGAUUCUCCACGUCUGGACGACCUCGGCACACGUCACUGACGUCAUCACCAGAGUCUACGACAGUGACAUCCCAGAGGACCUCAAGAGUAACACAUUAGUAUUGGUGUCAACCGCUGCUGAAUCCGACUUCAUCUUCAGCAACAGCUGA
Lottia gigantea (owl limpet) is the source of this 603-nucleotide messenger RNA. RefSeq lists its product as hypothetical. The annotation marks the transcript as partial. The record is from RefSeq and is a predicted model, not a curated record. NCBI's taxonomy places the organism in Eukaryota, Metazoa, Mollusca, Gastropoda, Lottiidae. The transcript is spliced from 3 exons.